CAAAGAUUUUAAAAACCUUCCGUCCUUGUACCAAAACAGGAAAUCAGAGUUGAUCCGAUAAGCUCAUCUCUGCUGUAUAAAAUCAGAACAGGAUCGUCCUUGUACCAAAACAGGAAAUCAGAGUUGAUCUGAUAAGCUCAUCUCUGCUGUAUAAAAUCAGAACAGGAUCGUUUUCCCCCAUCACACUGCCUGAAGACACCCAGGAGGAUAAUGGCUCAGGAUAAGAGAGUGAAGUUCUCACUGACGGUGUGUUUGUUUCUGGGAGCCUCUUUAUUCAUUUGGUCCCUGGCCCCAACAGCAGCCUUCCAGCUUCCACGCUGCCAGCUCAUCAACCAGACAAUAUCUCUAGAGAAGAGAGGCUGCUCUCGCUGCCACAGAGUGGAAACGACCAUCUGCAGUGGACACUGUACCACCAAGGAUCUCAACAUGAAGAUACUGUUUAGCAAAGCGUAUCAGCAUGUGUGCACAUAUGGGGAAUUGUACUACAAGACAUUUGAGUUUCCUGACUGUUUGCCUGAAGUUGACCCUGUCGUCACCUACCCAGUUGCUUUGAGGUGCCACUGUGGCGGCUGCGCCAUGGCCACGUCUGACUGCACCUUCGAGAGCCUGCAGCCUGAUUUCUGCAUCAAUUACAUCCCAUUUUACCACUAAUCUGUGUAAUAAAUGAAUACGCUUGACAAUUUUGUGUAUAUAAUUUACAUGUUUAGAAGAGAAAUGGCAGGUUGCAGAGAAAAAAAUUCAAGAAAAAACAUUUCAAACUAAAAGUUAAAUAUGAAAACUAUCGAAUAGUUGUAGACUUAUAAGUACAUGCAAGCAACAACCACAGUAUAAAAUAAAUAUCAACUUCAGCCCAAAGAUUUCGGGGUUGUUUUUUUUGGAGUAAAACAACACAGCGUAAAU
Poecilia reticulata (guppy) is the source of this 900-nucleotide messenger RNA. RefSeq names its product gonadotropin subunit beta-2-like. NCBI's taxonomy places the organism in Eukaryota, Metazoa, Chordata, Actinopteri, Cyprinodontiformes, Poeciliidae. Gene Ontology annotation, cellular component: cytoplasm; extracellular region. Gene Ontology annotation, molecular function: hormone activity. The record is from RefSeq and is a predicted model, not a curated record. Gene Ontology annotation, biological process: G protein-coupled receptor signaling pathway; ovulation.